AUGUCUGUAGAAAUGGAUCAAUUAUUUGGUUUAAUUCAAGUUUCUUCAUCAAUUAAGAUAAAACGAUCAGACGGACGAGUACAUUUAGCUAAAGUAGUACAACUCUCCGCGGAAUCAAAAUCUGUUGGUGUUGAAUGGAAUGAACAUGGAGAAGUGAAAGGAAAAGAAAUUUUACUUGAUCUUGUAUUUGAACUUAAUAAUGAAUUAAGACCAACUACAUCGUCAUCAAAACAAUCAUCAAUAGUUGUCAAUCAACAAAUUCGUCCAACAGCUGCUAUUCCUGCUCCAUCCACUGGUCUAUCAUCAAGUCGAUUAACUUUAGAUAUUGAUUCAUUAGAACGAGAAUAUAAUUCUCGACCACCACCAACACUUCCACCGCAAUUAUUACAAAGAAUUCAACAAAAUCCUGUAUCUAUUCAAACAACUUCAACACCGCUUCCACCGCCACCAUUAAAUGGUACAAUCUCAGCUACAACACAACCAAAAACAAGUUAUGCACCAUCCGGAACAAAUAAUACUGUUGCUGUUAAGAAUUUGUUUGAGCAGCAGGACGACGUAUUGAACGAACAGCCACAAUUACAAAUUCCACUUCCAGUAAAUAAUAAAGGUGACCGUCGUCUUUCUCGUCUUCAUAUUGUACAACAAUCAACAACAACCACAACAAUGCAAAGUACAACUAUAUCAAGUGUACCUGAUCCACCACCAUCCAUUGGUUUACAUGGUCCAUUUGGACAAAUGAUUCUUGAUUAUCGUUCAACAAUUAAUUAUAUUCCAAUAACAGUUUCUAAUAUGAAAGAAUAUCAAUUUAAUCAAAAAGAUUUACGUAUAUGUGUAGCUGUUCGAAAACGUCCAUUGAAUAAACGUGAAAUAGCUAAAAAAGAUAAUGAUGUUAUAACAAUUCCUAAUAAAGAUCAUUGUCUUGUUCAUGUACCAAAAUCUAAAGUUGAUUUAACGAAAUUUCUUGAUAAUCAAACAUUUAAAUUUGAUUAUACAUUCGAUGAACGAUCUACAAAUGAUCUUGUCUAUCGUUAUACUGCAGCACCAUUGAUUGAUACAAUUUUUAAUGGAGGAAAUGCAACUGUUUUUGCUUAUGGUCAAACAGGAUCUGGUAAAACAUUUACAAUGGGUGGUGAUUUAUCAUCUGCAAAAGCUGAUUAUACACAUGGAAUUUAUGCUCAAACAGCACGUGAUAUAUUUCAACGUCUAGCAUUACCACAAUAUCGUUCAUCUGUAGAAAUAUUUGUUACAUUUUAUGA
Messenger RNA from Adineta steineri, 1256 nucleotides. The record is from the annotation of a GenBank genome assembly. Lineage: Eukaryota; Metazoa; Rotifera; Eurotatoria; Adinetida; Adinetidae.